Molecule: messenger RNA, 753 nt
Organism: Funneliformis mosseae
Lineage: Eukaryota; Fungi; Glomeromycota; Glomeromycetes; Glomerales; Glomeraceae
Source: the annotation of a GenBank genome assembly
AUGAUUGAAGAUCGAAUCAUUCUGAACGUUGGUGGAAUCAAGUAUGAGACAUUUAGAUCAACGCUUACAGCGUACCCUGAUACAUUACUUGGAAUCAUGUUUUCAGAGCGAAAUAAGGAAAUGUUACAUCCAACAAAUGUCAAUGAAUAUUUUUUUGAUCGGGAUGGUGGAAGGAUGGAUAAUUUUGCUGGAUUCGGAGGAACGAGUUGUCCAACGUUACCAUUUACACGAGCGGAAUUAGAACAAGAAUUGUUAUUUUUUUUAAUUCCAACAAAAUCGGAUGAUGAUUUGAUUGAAUCUCUGUUACAUGAAGAAACUUCAAGCAUUAAUUCCACCCAAUCAUUGACAUUUGCAAAUAAAGCGGUAGUAGAUAAUGUUAAUGGAUUUUUAUAUGCGUUAAAAGAGGUGAUGUAUUGUGUGGCGUCAUUAUUUGAGAAGAAGAUCAUGAUCACAUUUUAUCACGACAGACAACAACCGAUUUUUAAACUAAUACCACCAAACCCAAAUAUCAUCGUGAACGAAUUGGCCCCCUUUAACGAGAAAAUCAAAAGUAUUUUAAUACCUUAUGCCGGCGUUGGUUAUACUUUAUUAAUGAACUUUGAAAAUGAGAUCGAGGCUUGGAUGAAGGAAGAGAUCAAAGAGUUAAAAUGGACUAUGGAAAAACCUGGUGCGGAAUUGGAAAUACCUUGGGAAAUGGUUCGACGACAAAUUUCUCAUCGUGAUCCAACCUUAGAAGGUGAGACGUUACUGUAA